Messenger RNA from Periophthalmus magnuspinnatus, 4205 nucleotides. It is a transcript of the gene igsf11, whose product is annotated as immunoglobulin superfamily member 11. Gene Ontology annotation, cellular component: cell-cell junction. Gene Ontology annotation, biological process: homophilic cell-cell adhesion. Gene Ontology annotation, molecular function: ionotropic glutamate receptor binding. The record is from RefSeq and is a predicted model, not a curated record. Bases 461 to 2098 code for a protein of 545 amino acids. The transcript is spliced from 8 exons. Lineage: Eukaryota; Metazoa; Chordata; Actinopteri; Gobiiformes; Gobiidae.
GAGAGCGCGUGGAGCAUGGAGCGCAACAAGACGCACGGGACAGUCUCUCCAAACGCACCGGGGACACGCGGCGCGCACUGACGCACCGGAGACACCAGGACUGUCCAGGACUGUCCGGGACAACAGGACUGUGCAGGACAACAGGUGGACACUGCGCGCCCAGAGGAGACAGAGAGAGUGAGGGGACUUGAAGAGAGCAGGAGGAGCAGGAGGAGCAGGAGGAGCAGGAGGAGCAGGAGGAGCAGGAGGAGCACACUGUGGAUGAAUGUUUCAGCUCCUUCAGUUUCAGCUCUUGGUCUUUUUGCGUUUGGAGACACUGUGGGAAUGACUGUGUUUGAUUCUCUGCUGCAGAAGACUCUCACUUUUACUGAAGUGAACUGAGGUGGACAGGACAGAGGGUCUGGUCCAGGUGAGGACGCACGGGACGCACGGGACGCACGGGACGCGCGCGCCUGGAAACAUGCUGAAGUUUCAUAACUCGGAUCUAUGGAUCGCCUGGAUGGUGCUUUUCUGCGCGGGGGGUUUGCGGUUGGAUCUUCGCUCCGGGAAAGUGUUUGUGGGGGCCCUGGACGUGACCGUGUCCCAGAGCAGCGUGCAGGUGGCUCGGGGCCAAGCUGCCGUCCUGCCCUGCUCUUUCACCACCAGCGCCGCACUCAACAACCUCAACAUCAUCUGGAUGGUCAUCCCGCUGUCCAACGCCAACCAGCCCGAGCAGGUGAUAAUCUACCAGAACGGGCAGGUGUUCCCCGUCUCCAACCAGCUCAAAGGUCGUGUGGGUUUUUCGGUCGUCAUGCCCAGCACAAGUGCCUCCAUCAUCAUCAACAACACUCAGCUGUCGGACACGGGGACGUACCAGUGCCUGGUCAACAACUUCCCCGACGGAGGAGGACGCAACAUCGGGGUCGUGGGGCUCACCGUCCUGGUGCCCCCGUCGGCGCCGGCGUGUCGCAUCCAGGGCGCCCUCGACGUCGGCAGUGACAUCACGUUGUUCUGCAGCUCAGAGGAAGCCAUCCCCACGCCGUCGUACUCCUGGGAGAAGGUCGACGCCCUCCCAAAACUGCCCCACAACGCCAUGCAAGACCAGAUGCAGGGAACCGUGACCCUCAGAAACAUCAGCACCAGCACCUCAGGACUUUACCAGUGCACCUCCAGCAACACCAUCGGCAAGAGCACCUGUCUGCUCAACGUGGAGGUGCUCGCACCUCAGCCUCAGAGCGUCGGUCUCAUCGCAGGGACCAUCGCCACCGGGGUCCUGGCCAUCAUCAUCUGUGCUCUGUUAGUGGUGGUCACUUUGUUUUACUGGAGAAACAAGAACAAAUACGACGAGGAGGAGAUUCCCAAUGAAAUCAGAGAGGACGAUCUUCCUCCAAAGAGGUCUUCUUCAGUGAAGGCGUUUCACGCCGACGCCUCGUCCUCUGAGAACGACACGCUCACCUCCACCAACACCUACAACAGCCGCUACUGGCACAACCCCAAACCCAACUACGACACCAACUCAUACACGCGCUACAACGGGGACACGAGGCAGACCUUCUCCACCGCCCCCGCCGCCACGGCAACGCACGGGACACACCCGGGACAUGGGACUAAUGCGGGACAUGGAACAAAUACAGGACAUGGAACUCAUGCGGGACAUGGAACUCAUGCGGGACAUGGGGGCCACGGGACACACCCAGGGCACGGGACACACGGGACACACGGAGGACAUGGAGGACACGGGACACACGGGACACACGGGACACACGGGACACAUGGGACUCAUCACGGAGCUCAUGGACAGCCUCAGAGCGCAGCACACAGCUCCACGGCUCCAGGCUCCGCCCCUCUGUCCCGACACACGCAGCCCGCUCAGAGCUCCACGCUGUUCGCUAACGGCAGCCACACCCUGCCCCCUCCUAAGACACUGGUGGUCACCACAAACUCCGCCCCCUCGCCUCCGGCCAUCCGCUCUAACGGCUCCGUGAGCCUGAAGCCCGUGGUCACGUCCGCGCACGGGCAGCACACACACUCGUACGCCGUGAGUCAGGCCACGCUGGAGCGCAUGGGGGCGGUGCCGGUGAUGGUCCCGGCCCAGAGCAGAGCGGGGUCCCUGGUCUGAGGUCUGAGGUCCUGUCCCUCACUGCGGUGAGGCCUGGUACUACAGUGUGAGGUGGAGAGGUAAACAUAUGGGCUGAAGCAGCCCCCGCCCUUUACAGCUGUGUCUCUGUGUCCCCGUGUCCCUGUGUCUCUGAGUGGACGUGGACACAGACACAGACACUCGAGGCGACGGCUCAGACUCGACUCUUUUUGUGAGACACAGGACUGUUCCUUCGGUCGUUUCUCGUGGGAGAUGUUUUCCACUGGAUGAUGUCACUGGACUCUCCUUCAGGGCUGGAUCGUUCAUACAUUUGUUGUUUUGUUUUUGUCUUUGGUUUGUUUUUAUUUGAAACACAAAGAGUCGUCCCUGCUGCAUGGUCAGAGGAGCUGCAGUCCAAAAAUGCAUGUGUCUACUGAGUUCUGACAUGAUUUUCUUUAACACUUGUUUGACUUGUUUCUUUAAUAACAGUAAUAAUGUGGAAUGUUUGGAAAAGCAGGAGCAUGAGAAUGAAACACUGAGUGAAAUGGCCUUAGUUUGUUUUAGGGGUUUUCCUGGUGCAAUAGAAAACACUGAAUGCAAAGGUGAUAAUUAUAUUUUAGCACUUUUUUAAAAGCAACUUUAUAUCAAAAUUGCUGUUUCAAACAACCAUUUUCUUUUGUCUUACGAGUGAUAAACUUCAUCCAAACUCUUAAACCACAGAGACGAGGCUGGACAGUGGUUUGUGUUGUUCUUUUCUUUAAUUGUCACUGUGCUCACUCGCUGCUCUUACCCGACGUGGACGGCAGGAUGUCUUAUUUCAUAAAUGCUUUAUAGAGAAACAGAUCUAUAUUUAAUAACAGACUCCUUUUUAUUGUAAAACUCAAUGGCAGCAGUGAGUUCAGAUCCAGAGCUUCUUUCAUGGCCAUAUUUAAGUGAAAAUGUUUCUGGGGAAGCUUCACUGUGGAGUAGUUUUACCAAAACUCAAUAAGAUUUAAUUUAGCAAUCUUCAUAUUGUGCACUUACUAAUGCACCAACUAAUGUUUGUUUUAUGUACGAUGCAAUAUCUGACUCUGCGGUUCAUGCAAUGUGUGAUAUUUUUGUUUAAUUUCACUGUUUCUGUGUCGAAGAACAAAUCCAUUUGUGCUCAUGUCACACUGAAGGUGCUCCAACACACACGACCACAAGAAAAGCAGAUUUUUGACCAGGAAAAUGUUUCUUUACACAGUUGCCUGGACAUCGCACUUACAGAACGGCUCAUGUGUUUUUAAGAACGCACAUUUACAGAACAUGAACUGCCACGGCUCUGCUAAGGUUUAAGUCUCAAUGUUGCAGAACUAAGACAAUAACGACUAAAUAUUAACCUGCACAGACGUCAUCACAGCUAAUAAAAGUGAAACAAACAUGAUUGGCCUCGGCAAACAACGAAGUUAAAUCUGUCAACUGGACAAAUCUCGUAGGAGUGAAGACGUUUCCUCCUGUGAGAUUUGUCCAGUUGUCCAGAUUUAACUUCGUUGUUUCCUGUGGAUCAGACCUGGACGACUGAGGGUCUUGGUUUUCAUCAUGAUUUCGUUUGUCCCGGUGCAGAGGACACUGCACUGACCUAAAGAACCAGACUUCACAUUUAUAAAAACUCAAAAACACAACUUGUUCUUACAAAAUGAACUAUUCUCCCUAUUCUUCAAAAGUCUUAAGAAGUCCUCAUCACAAAUGCAUUUUUCUUUUUGAUUUAAACUUUAUCGUCUCGCUGUGUCCGUCCACAUUGUUCCAGUUUUGUUCUUCCUGAUCAAAGCUUCUCGUGCAGCAGCUGGAGUCGGAAAACUAAGGUCUGAUAAGUAUUUUGUCUGUCAGUGUUUUCCAAAUGAUCUUAACUUUGUAACCUAACCCUUAACUCUGGUUUGACAAAGUGGCUGCAGAUGGUGGUGUUUGUCCAUACGCAGCAGUAAUGAGGCACAGCACAGAGAAACACGUUUAGAAGAAGCAGUUUUCUGUUCUGGACUGUCCUUGGGUCGUGUACAUAGAGAAAAAAUGACUCUAUAAUUAAACCAAUGGUAAACGUGUACAUAUGUAAAAUGAUGUUCUUACUGUUGGGUUGAAAUUACUUAGGAAAAUAACACUGGAAAUGUAGUGAAUAAAUGCUGUUAAUACAUUC